AUGUCCAAACCGAACCAGCUCUUCCUUCUUGCCGACCACAUCAAACUCUCUCUCCUUGAGCGCGAACGUGCCCGGUCCCUCAACCUCGAUAAUGACACGCAGGAUGGCCACAUAAGUCGCUCCCUUGAUCAAUUCCGCGAGGGACUCGAAGCACUGCAGGAGGAGCAAAAGAGGUUAACUGAAAAUGGUGACGACAGCGCCGCUCAAACCAUCGCCGACGCCCUCCCCUCGCUCCAAAAGCAAUUCGCCGACCUCAGCUCCAAAUUCCAAGGCGACACCUCCGCCCAAACCACCAAAACCCUCCGCCAUCCAAACGACGCCUCCCUCGCCCCCGACUUCGCCCACGCGCAAUCCACCAAACCGCAACCCCGCAAAGCCAACCUCCGCUCCUCCUCUUCCUCCGCCCCCGCCUCCGCCCCCGCCUCCGCCCCAACCCCAACACCAUCCACCACAAAAGUAGUCCGCUUCUCCGACUCCCCGCUCCCGGGCCCCAAAUCCUCCUCCCCCCUCCCGCCGCCAGAUGACGACCCGGACCGCGCCGCCCUCUUCGGGCCCUACCGCGACGACCCCUCCGCCGACGGGGAGGGCUACCGCGACGUCGCCGGCACCAUGGACAACCAGCAGGUCCACGCCUACCACGCGCGCAUCCUCGAGGACCAGGACGAGCACCUCGACCGCCUCGGCGAGAGCAUCGGCCGCCAGCGCGAGCUCUCCAUGCAGAUCGGCGACGAGCUCGACGCCCACGUCGCCAUGCUCGACGACGUCGAGGCCGCCACCGACCGCCAUCAGGGCCGCCUGGACCGCGCCCGCCGCUCGCUGGGCCGCAUCGCCCGCGCUUCGGGCGAGAGCAAGCAGAUGGCCACCAUUAUUGCCCUCAUUAUCAUACUUGUGCUCCUCAUAGCCAUUCUGAAGUGA
Molecule: messenger RNA, 915 nt
Organism: Sodiomyces alkalinus F11
Lineage: Eukaryota; Fungi; Ascomycota; Sordariomycetes; Glomerellales; Plectosphaerellaceae
Exons: 2
Coding region: 1-915 (304 amino acids)
Biological process (GO): intracellular protein transport; vesicle fusion
Cellular component (GO): SNARE complex; endomembrane system
Molecular function (GO): SNARE binding; SNAP receptor activity
Source: RefSeq, a predicted model, not a curated record